AGUUUGCAAGGAGCAAAGUCACAGAGAGCUGGACAACAUGAGUAGGCCAGAAGUUUAAGUGUUAAUGUAGGUGAAUAAGGGCGGCUUUUGGUCCAGGGCUCUAUUCCCAGCUCUCUCAUCAUGUUGGCGCUAAUGGGGAUCCUCCUCCUCUUGCUGGCAACCCACGUUUCCUAUAUUAAUAUGGCAGUCAAGGGUUCAGAGGCCACCACCUUAAACUGCAUCUCGGAGCUCCUGAACCCGGAAGAAUGCCACGAGCUCUACAUUUGGCUCGCCAUCUCCCAGAAGGAUGUAGAACAGCCAUCAAAGGAGGGGGAAUUCUCCCCUUCUAGUCAAUGGCAAACUAUCUCCAACAUGGCCCAGUGCAAAGAAGCCCUCAGCCACUGGCUAGAGGUGCAAAGGGGCACUGUGGAUUGGGACCGCUUGGCCCGAGCUCUCCGGAAAAUUGGGCGCCCUGAUGUCUCCAGGGAGCUAAAAAAGAGCCUGAGCAAGAAUCGGAGCUUGGAACCCAAAUGGGACAGGAAAGCAAAUCAGACAGCAGGGGCGCCAAAGACAGCUCUGCUUGUUGAAAACAAGAUGCUCAACCGGAGAAGCCACCAUGUGCCUAGCCGGAAGCGUAGAACGGUGCUUCUGAAGAAGAGAGGCUGGGAUUUUAGAACUUUCCUCCAGAAGUUGCUCCCGCUACCUUUGUCCAACCUGAGCCUGCAGCAGUGCAUUGGACCAGUUAUCCGUAUACUCAUCGCUAGCAUCAUCACAGGACUGAUUCUGUGGCUUAUUUCUGUAUAUUACAUCAUUUGCUGGAACUUGAGACAAUGUCUCUUUGCCAGUGGUGUGCACUACAAUACUAGUCCAGUUAGGGAGAACAUGAACUGGACCGUGAUUUGGAAUUACCAGUCCAGUGACAACACGACGGAUGAUGGGGAAGAUCAGAAUACAUCGGCAGAGGAGGAUGCUAGAGAGGAUGAACUUUUUUGAUCCCAGGCAGCUUCUAGUGAAAUCUGCAGGAAAGUAGUUCUCAUUGAAUAAAUGCAGUUGUGAAUCUUUUGUAUGAGGCCAGCCAGGUGGAUUAUUGACCUGGGUGUGACACCACUGGAUGCAUUACAAACUCAAAGCACCAUCUAGUCCUUUGUUGUGCAGUGACAACGGCAAAGCAGUCAUAUAACCAGGGUGCAGCAAAA
This is a messenger RNA of Hemicordylus capensis (graceful crag lizard), 1175 nucleotides long. Its product is annotated as transmembrane and death domain protein 1-like. The coding region runs from base 121 to 972 and encodes 283 amino acids. Gene Ontology annotation, biological process: signal transduction. The record is from RefSeq and is a predicted model, not a curated record. Gene Ontology annotation, molecular function: protein binding. Lineage: Eukaryota; Metazoa; Chordata; Lepidosauria; Squamata; Cordylidae. The transcript has a single exon.